Molecule: messenger RNA, 201 nt
Organism: Exserohilum turcica Et28A
Lineage: Eukaryota; Fungi; Ascomycota; Dothideomycetes; Pleosporales; Pleosporaceae
Exons: 1
Coding region: 1-201 (66 amino acids)
Source: RefSeq, a predicted model, not a curated record
AUGCAGGAAAAUAUUUUCAGACGCUAUGCUCAAUCAGCCUCUUGCACGGGCUCGUCGGCCUACGCAUCACGGCUUCACUUGCCAUCGCGAUUCACCCUGAACGCACUGCAAUACUGCGCCGUUCCGCGCCACCAUCAUCGCUGGAACACUGCCAAGCCCGCCCUGACUCAGCGUCCGCGACUUCUCUUUGUGCGGUUCUGA